AUGGAAGCAACUAAAAAAGCGGUGAUUAUAGAGUGUUUGGGAGCUUUGGCCCAUGAGCUAAUGGAAAUAUCGCCCUCUUUUGAAUACAACGUCCAGUCCCUCAAAUUUUUGGGAAGAAAGCAGUGUACCAAGUUUGAAAUUAUGGUAGACCAAGAAUGGAAAAAGAAAUAUGAUGUACUUUCGUCGGAUGAGAUAAUGUCCAACGUAACCACUAUCAAGAAGGAACAGUUAUACAGAAAUGUCAUCCUUGUGAAAAUGUUGGAAGAGGCGAUGUUGGAUGUAUCUGAGAGCGAUCUAUCCGAAAAUGAUGAUUCAGUGGCUUCAUCAUUAGCCCCACUUAAACUCAAGUACUCGAUAUUUGACAACUCUGACAAGUAUCUUGUUGAGGUGAACAUGCCUGGAGUUCCUGCUGACAAGAUUUUGGUGGAAUUUUCUUCAGGUAAAUUAACUGUCCAGACUACACAAGUCAAAACCCCACACGAUGGGAUGAGGCCAGUUCAAGAAGGUUUCAGAUAUGGUGGAUACACACGUACAGAAAUUCAAUUACCACAUGGCACUAAACUGGUAAAAGAAGCUCCGUUGGAUAAAGGAAUUCUAUUUUUGAGCGUUUUAAAGAGAAAGAAACAAAAACAGACAGCACUUGUGUUCAUUCCAAAGGAAAAUACAGACAAUUAG
Molecule: messenger RNA, 675 nt
Organism: Naegleria lovaniensis
Lineage: Eukaryota; Heterolobosea; Eutetramitea; Acrasida; Naegleriidae
Exons: 1
Coding region: 1-675 (224 amino acids)
Source: RefSeq, a predicted model, not a curated record